Messenger RNA from Papaver somniferum (opium poppy), 1646 nucleotides. Its product is annotated as GPN-loop GTPase QQT2-like. Lineage: Eukaryota; Viridiplantae; Streptophyta; Magnoliopsida; Ranunculales; Papaveraceae. Bases 174 to 1373 code for a protein of 399 amino acids. The transcript is spliced from 7 exons. Gene Ontology annotation, molecular function: ATP hydrolysis activity; GTPase activity. The record is from RefSeq and is a predicted model, not a curated record.
UAACACUUCUGUUCGAGAGGACCUUCCAUUUUCUUCUUCGGUUCUUCCAUUAACGGAGUUCUCUCUCUCUCUUCCGCUCUCUCUCUAUACACACUGUAAAGCUAGGGUUCCAUCAAAUUUAUUCGUUUCAAAACCCUAAUCAAGAAGGGGAAAACUCUCAAGAUUGAGAAAGAAUGGAGAUAGAUUCUGCGUCUAAGCCAGUGGAGGAACCUGUAAUACUGAUGCAGACUGAUUCUGCUGAAACUUCCAACACUCAGUCUGAGGAUAUUCUUUUGAAUACAAUGGGGAAACUUGCAAUUGAUGAAACUGCUACUUUUAAGAAGAAGCCUGUUAUUAUCAUUGUCGUUGGAAUGGCAGGUAGUGGGAAAACAACGUUUAUGAAUCGAUUGGUUUGUCAUACAAGAGGAUCAAACAUACGAGGAUAUGUUGUUAAUCUUGAUCCAGCAGUUAUGACACUUCCAUAUGGUGCAAAUAUUGAUAUUAGAGAUACUGUCAAGUACAAAGAAGUCAUGAAACAAUAUAAUCUGGGGCCUAAUGGUGGGAUUUUGACAUCACUUAACUUGUUUGCAACUAAAUUCGACGAGGUUGUGUCAGUCAUUGAGAAACGUGCCGAGCAGCUCGAUUAUGUACUUGUGGAUACUCCUGGUCAGAUUGAAAUAUUUACUUGGUCAGCUUCAGGGUCGAUUAUUACUGAAGCUUUUGCUUCCACUUUCCCCACUGUGAUUGCCUAUGUGGUUGAUACACCUCGUUCAUCAAGCCCAGUUACAUUCAUGAGUAAUAUGCUCUAUGCCUGUAGCAUACUCUACAAGACACGAUUGCCUUUGGUUUUGGCCUUUAACAAGACUGAUGUGGCUCAGCAUGAGUUCGCUUUGGAGUGGAUGAAAGAUUUUGAGGUAUUUCAAGCGGCACUGGAUUCUGACAACUCGUACACAUCAACCUUAACAAGAAGCCUCUCACUUGUCCUGGACGAAUUCUACAACAAUCUCCGCUCAGUCGGUGUAUCUGCAGUUACUGGAGCUGGUAUGGAUGCUUUCUUCAAGACCAUAGACGCAAGUGCUGAUGAGUAUAUGGAGACCUAUAAGAAAGAUCUUGACAAGAGACGGGAAGAGAAGCAGCGGUUGGAAGAGGAACGCAGGCGACAGAACAUGGAUAAGCUAAGGAAGGACAUGGAGAAAUCUGGUGGAGAAUCCGUGGUUCUGAGUACUGGGUUGAAGGACAAACCAACCACUAGCAAGAGCAUGAUGGAUGAAGAUGAAGACGAGGAAGAUGAAGAUUGGGAAGAUGAUAUUGAGGACGACUUUGGUACGAUUACUGAUGAUGAAGAAAUAGGUGACGACGAUGAUGAUGAAGUUGUUGCAAGCUACAACUUUUAGAUCCUGACAGAGCAUGGUUCUGGGGUACACUUUUUGUUUUCCUUUUUAUGGGCGACUACUUAAAAACUACUAAAACAGUAUUAUAGACAGGUUGCACCCAUCUUGGUAAAUAAUGUAUUUUGGUAUGGGUGCUAUAUCAUGUGUGUCUUUUAACUGGACAUCAAACACUGCUGCUUUCUAACUGGAUAUGACAUUUGAUUAAUGUCAGAAUUUGAGUUCUAGACAGCUACCCUGGUUAAUCAGAUAUUUAUAAAGAAGGUUACAGUUAUGGUA